Messenger RNA from Penicillium daleae, 2106 nucleotides. RefSeq names its product Zn(II)2Cys6 transcription factor. Lineage: Eukaryota; Fungi; Ascomycota; Eurotiomycetes; Eurotiales; Aspergillaceae. The transcript has 4 exons. The coding region runs from base 1 to 2106 and encodes 701 amino acids. Gene Ontology annotation, biological process: regulation of DNA-templated transcription; DNA-templated transcription. The record is from RefSeq and is a predicted model, not a curated record. Gene Ontology annotation, molecular function: zinc ion binding; DNA-binding transcription factor activity, RNA polymerase II-specific; DNA binding.
AUGGCUCAAUCUCGUGAUGGUUCCGCGGCCACUUCCCGGACGCCUCUGGACUUGCCGUCGAUUUCCUUGAAACCUUACUCUUGCGUGGUCUGCCACAGGAGGAAAGUCAAAUGUAAUCGCGAAGAGCCAUGCUCAAACUGUGCCAAGGCCAGUGUUGAGUGUAUUUACCGUCCUCCACCGCCCCCGCGGCGUCGCAAGAGGGAGCGCGAUGCGAGUAGCGGCGCGUCUCGAGAACGCGAAAAGUCGUUUCGUCGGAACAGCAGAGAAGCUUCUUUUGGAGGAAGUGCAGUUCAGAAUACUUCCCCCGCCAGGAAUUUGUCAAAUGGUGCCGAACAAAGCCGAAGCGGGUCCGGGAGGAUGAUAAUGAAAGAAGGCAACUCAGUGUACCUUGAUGAUACUCUCUGGACGAGUGUAAGCCAUGAGCUCCCAGAUGCCGCAGAAGUCCUAGAUGAUGAUGCAGCAGAUGAUAACAGCGACAACGCAUAUCAGGAUGAAGACGAUAUUUCAUCUCUUCUUCUGAGCCAUGAGACGCGAGAAGGCAUGGCUGAAUUGCAUCCCAACCCGCUACACAUAUUCAAGCUAUGGCAGACGUUUCUGGAAAGGGUUAACCCAUUGACGAAGAUCGUGCAUGCCCCAACUGUUCAGCAGCAGAUUCUUGAAGCCAUGGGUGACUUGAAAAAAGUCCGCAAGGAGUUUGAAGCGUUGAUGUUUUCUAUCUAUUGCAUCGCCUUGACAUCCCUUCAGGCUGGAGACGUCGAGAAGGCAUUCGGCGAGAGCAAAAAGAAGCUUCUCUCAAGAUGCCGACGAGGAGCACAGCAGGCAUUGAGAAAUGCCUCCUUCCUUCGCACAUCAAGUACAGUGGUUCUUCAAGCAUUCAUACUCUACUUGUUGUCGAUGCGAGCAUUCUCCGAUCCAUAUACGAUUUGGUCUUUGAGUGGCAUUGCAUUACGAAUGGCACAGAGGAUUGGCAUCCACCGCGACGGCUCUGGUUAUGGGCUCUCAAUUUUCGAGACUGAAAUGCGACGCCGCAUCUGGUUCCAACUCAUGAUUCUAGACGCGACGUCAGCCCAAUUCUGUGGAGUCGCUGCGGGCCCGUUCGUGCACACAGCUGACGCCAAACCGCCAAUGAACGCGAACGAUAGUGACCUUGAUCCGCGCAUGACAGAGCCCGCAUGCGAGAAGGAAGGUCCGUCUGAGAUGAUUUUCUGUCUUGCUCGCAAUGAGUUUGGAAAGUGGCUCCAUCGCUGGAACACUGUUGCCGGCGGCUCUGGUUCUACCUGGGAUUUCCUGACCUCCUCAAAGUUGUCGUUGAGCGAAAAGGAUAAGUGUAUCGAUGAGUUGGAAGAUAUCAUGGAGCAGAAGUUCCUGAGGUAUUGUGAUCAGUCGAUUCCUCUCCAUCUGGCUACCUCAAUGAUGGUACGCUCGGCCAGUCGUUAUACUAGGCUGAUGGCGCAUCAUCCUCGCCAUUAUCAUGACUCGGGUGCUCGUAUACCCCAGUCUGAGAAGGAUGUCAUCUUUGGGCAUUGCCUAAAGAUGGCAGAGUAUGCCGACUAUGCUCAGACGAAUCCCGAUGUCCAGCGCUUCUCAUGGCACAUGGUCAAUCACAUGCCAUGGGAUGCUAUGAUCUUUAUGCUGUCUGAGAUGCGAAACAGAACCGACCCACAGGAAAAGGAUAGAGUUUGGGAACUUGUUGGCAGUAUCUAUGGCCGUCAUGUCCGACAGAUGGGAAAGAAAUCUCAGAUGCCUCUUCAUAAGGCUCUCCAAAACUUGUUUGUCAAGGCAUGGAGAGCCUACGUUGAUGAGUGUAACCAGCACGGCCGCACACCAAGGCCUUGUCCGACGGUGGUGCAAAGCGCGUUAAAUACUUCCAACGGUUCUACAGAAGCGCAAAUUGCCGAUGAAAAUGCCCGGGUGGACGCGAAUAGAGCUCCGAUUCAAGAGCCGCAAGGCCAAUAUGCAUCCAAUGUCCCGGCCGAGACCGGAACUGAAAAUAUGGACUUUCUCCUGGGUGAUAGUCCAAUGGACUGGAGCGAAUGGGAUAACCUCUUGAAUCAGUUCCAGGAGUCACUGGUUGACGACAUGACGUUGAUGCCGGGGUCUGUGUGA